This is a messenger RNA of Mugil cephalus (flathead mullet), 3977 nucleotides long. Its product is annotated as NACHT, LRR and PYD domains-containing protein 12-like. NCBI's taxonomy places the organism in Eukaryota, Metazoa, Chordata, Actinopteri, Mugiliformes, Mugilidae. Bases 163 to 3045 code for a protein of 960 amino acids. Gene Ontology annotation, molecular function: protein binding. The transcript is spliced from 9 exons. The record is from RefSeq and is a predicted model, not a curated record.
CAUAUUUAAGGUCUGUACAUGGACAACAACUACUUUCCAUCAUCUCCAUGCUGCUCUUUGUAGACCAGUGGACUGUCAGUCUGUCCAACAUGGAUCUGAUGUUUGUCUCCAUGGUUUCAGUCUGGUUCUCAUUCAGAUAGUUUUCUGAACUUCCCGAGGAGAAUGAAGCAGGAGGAGCUGGCUGAUAGUCUGCAGAGAAAACGUUUUGCUCCAGUUUGUCGACGUGAACUUAAAUCUAGUCUGAAGGAGAAGUUCCAGUGUGUGUUUGAGGGGAUUGCUAAAGCAGGAAACUCAACUCUUCUGAAUGAGAUCUACACAGAGCUCUACAUCACAGAGGGAGAGACUGCAGAGGUCAAUGAUGAACAUGAGGUCAGACAGAUUGAAACAGCAUCCAGGAAACUAGACAGACCAGAAACAAUCAUCAGACCAGGAGACAUCUUUAAAGCCUCACCUGGAAGACAUGGACCAAUCAGAAGAGUGAUGACAAAGGGAGUGGCUGGCAUUGGGAAAACAGUCUUAACACAGAAGUUCACUCUGGACUGGGCUGAAGACAAAGCCAACCAGGACAUCCACUUCACAUUUCCAUUGACUUUCAGAGAGCUGAAUGUGUUGAAAGAGAGAAAGUUCAGCUUGGUGGAACUUGUUCAUCACUUCUUCACUGAAACCAAAGAAGCAGGAAUCUGCAGCUUUGAAGAGUUCCAGGUUGUGUUCAUCUUUGAUGGUCUGGAUGAGUGUCGACUUCCUCUGGACUUCCACAACACUGAGACCCUGACUGAUGUUACAGAGUCCACCUCAGUGGAUGUGCUGCUGACAAACCUCAUCAGGGGGAAACUGCUUCCCUCUGCUCACCUCUGGAUAACCACACGACCUGCAGCAGCCAAUCAGAUCCCUCCUGAGUGUGUUGACAUGGUGACAGAGGUCAGAGGGUUCACUGACCCCCAGAAGGAGGAGUACUUCAGGAAGAGAUUCAGAGAUGUAGAGCAGGCCAGCAGCAUCAUCUCCCACAUCAAGACAUCACGAAGCCUCCACAUCAUGUGUCACAUCCCAGUCUUCUGCUGGAUCUCUGCUACAGUUCUGGAGGAUGUGUUGAAAACCAGAGAGAGAGGAGAGCUGCCCAAGACCCUGACUGAGAUGUACAUCCACUUCCUGGUGGUUCAGACCAAAGUGAAGAAGGUCAAGUAUGAUGGAGGAUCUGAGACAGAUCCACACUGGAGUCCAGAGACCAGGAUGAUGAUUGAGUCUCUGGGAAAACUGGCUUUUGAUCAGCUGCUGAAAGGAAACCUGAUCUUCUAUGAAUCAGACCUGACAGAAUGUGGCAUCGAUAUCAGAGCAGCCUCAGUGUACUCAGGAGUGUUGACACAGAUCUUUAAAGAGGAGAGAGGACUGUACCAGGACAAGGUGUUCUGCUUCGUCCAUCUGAGUGUUCAGGAGUUUCUGGCUGCAGUCUACAUGAUCCACUGUUACACCAACAGGAAGACAGAGGAGCUUGAGGACUUCCUGGGACAAAACUACAAUGACUCAACUCUGGAUGUCUUCCUGAACAGAGUCAUGGAGAAAUCCCUGGAGAGUAAAAAUGGUCACCUGGACCUGAUGGUUCGCUUCCUUCAUGGCGUCUGUCUGCAGUCCAGUCAGAGACUGUUAAGAGGUCUGCUGGGUCAGACAGAGAUCAGUCCAGAAAUCAUCCAGAGAGCCAUCAACAACCUGAAGAAGAUGAACAAGUCCAACAUUUCUCCUGACAGAAACAUCAACAUCUUCCAAUGUCUGAUGGAGAUGAACGACCUCUCAGUUCAUCAGGAGAUCCAAGAGUUCCUGAAGUCAGAGAACAGAUCAGAGAAGGAACUCUCUGAGAUCCACUGCUCAGCUCUGGCCUGCAUGCUGCAGAUGUCAGAGGAGGUUCUGGAUGAGUUGGAUCAAAAGAAGUUCAACCUAUCAUGGGAGGGACGACAGAGACUGAUUCCAGCUUUGAAGAACUGCAGAAAGGCUCAAUUUUCUGGCUAUGAACUCUCAGAGAGUCUCUGUGAAGUUGUGGUCUCAGCUCUGAACUCCAACCCCUCCCAUCUGAUAGAGUUGGACCUGAGUUACAACAACCUGCAGGAUUCAGGAGUGAAGCAGCUGUGUGAUGGGCUGAAGAGUCCAAACUGUAGACUGGAGACUCUGAGAUUGAGUUCCUGCAAGUUGUCAAAGAUCAGCUGUGAUUAUCUGGCCUCAGCUCUGAAGUCCAAGCCCUCCCAUCUGAAACAUAUGGACCUGAGUUACAACAACCUGCAAGAUUCAGGAGUGAAGCAGCUGUGUGAUGGACUGAAGAGUCCAAACUGUAGACUGGAGACUCUGAGAUUGAGUUCAUGCAGUUUGUCAAAGAUCAGCUGUGAUUAUUUGGUCUCAGCUCUGAAGUCCAACCCCUCCCAUCUGAAACAUCUGGACCUGAGUUACAACAACCUGAAGGAUCCAGAUGUGAAGCAGCUUCUUGAUCUUGUGGAGAGUCCAUACUGUAGAUUGAAGACUCUGAGAUUUUCUGACUGUGGAUUCUCAGAGAGUCACCGUGAAGUUCUGGUCUCAGCCCUGAAGUCCAACCCCUCCCAUCUGACAGAGUUGGACCUGAGUAACAACUACUAUGACCUUCUCGAUUCAGGAGUGAAGCAGCUGUGUGUUGGACUGACGAGUCCAAACUGUAGACUGGAGACUCUGAGAUUGAGGGGCUGCAGUUUGUCAGAGAUCAGCUGUGAUUCUCUGGCCUCAGCUCUGAAGUCCAACCCCUCCCAUCUGAAACUUCUGGACCUGAGUGACAAUUACCUGCUGGAUUCAGGAGUCAAACAUCUGUGUAGUUUUCUGGAGAGUCCAAACUGUAGACUGGAGGCUCUGGGAUUGAGGGGCUGCAGUUUGUCAGCGAUCAGCUGUGAUUCUCUGGUCUUAGCCCUAAAGUCCAACCCCUCCCAUCUGAAACAUCUGGACCUGCGUGAAAACAGCCUGCUGGAUUCAGAUAUGAAGCAGCUGAUUAAUCGUUUCAAGAGUCCAUACUGUACACUGAAGACUCUGAGGUGGAAGUAAAGGUAAACAGGACGGUAUGUGAGCUGAGAGAGGAUGAGCUGAGUCCUGAUGUAGGAGAACAUCUGAUUUGUGAAGUGUUUUCUUUUCCUUUGCAGAUUUCUGAAUCCAUAAAGCAAUGCCAUAAAACAAGCUCUUAGGCACAUUCCAAUGCCACAAGACACAAAGAAUUAUUUGCAUUUUAAGACUGUUCCCAUGGAUGUUCUAUUCCACAUCCAGGUACUCCACAGAUAAUGCCUUUAUUUUUAUACCUCAGUAUUUUAUUCUAUUGUAUUUUAUUGUACCCAAAUACCGGACUGCUGUGACAACCUAAUUUCCCUUUGGGGAUGGAUAAAGUAAUAUACCUACCUACCUACCUACCUACCUACCUACCUACCUACCUACCUACCUACCUACCACAACUACUGUCACCGUUGGACCGUUAAUAAAUCUGAACUGCAGUACUCAUCUUCCCCUAGAAUGAGAAACUGUGAAAUAUCAUCACACCUAGGUUGUGUUCUGCAACAAAACCGUGUUUUGAUUAUCUUUGUAGGCUUUAUAAUGAAAAGUUAGCUUUAUUUUAGUUUCUAACAUGGAACCAUACUGCCAUCCAGGGGCUAGUUAAGGAAAUACCUUUGGAAUGUAAUUCUAUUGAGUAAUACUGGCAUACCGUUUUAAUAUGUUUAAAUUCUACAAAGCAAAACUGGUUCUAUCGUAAGCAACCUUACUACCGAUUUUAACCUACCAUUCCUUCUUUUUUGUAUUGUUAGUUAGUAUAGCAUACCAUUAGUUAACACAGUGUUUUUCAACCACUGUUGCGGCACACUAGUGUGUCCUGAGAGAUUGUCAGGUGUGCUGUGGGAAAUUAUCCAAUUGUGUUACAUCAUUACUUAUAGUAUUCAUCAUAUUAUUUAUUAUUCAUUAUUCACCAUUCAUGUAAAUAAAUCAUAUAUUUC